GAUUUUUAACUUUAUGACCUAAAAAUGGAUCCAGCUUUGUUAAAAGAGAGGAAGGCUUUUAUAGACCGAGCUAAGGCCCAGCCUGUGGUCGAAAAAAGAAAGAAAGGCAAAGAUGUUUCAGAGGACAGAGCAGCAAAAAAGCACAAGUCCAGUUCUUCAUUCAAACCAAAGAGUGAGUCCAAUUCAGCCCCAUUUGAUUAUAAGAGUUCCUCUGGUAGCUCUCAGUUCAAAUUCGCUAUUUUGGCAAAGAUAGUGAAAUACAUGAAAUCCCGACAUUUAAAUGGAGACACACAUCCUUUGACAAUUGAUGAGAUUCUAGAUGAAACAAAUCAGUUGGAUGUGGGCAGCAAGAUUAAACAUUGGCUUAUCACUGAAGCACUGAACAACAAUCCUAAAAUCAAAGUUGUUGAAAAUGGGCAGAAAUAUGCUUUUAAGCCCAAGUUUGACAUUCGUGAUAAAACAAGUCUAAUGAAGUUACUGAAGUAUCAAGACCUGCAUGGAUUAGGUGGUGUGCUGAAAGAGGAUGUAGAAGAGUCACUUCCUAAUGCUGAGAAAGCUCUCAAAAGUUUGGGGGAACACAUCAUCACAAUAGUUAGACCAAAUGACAAAAAAGAGAUUCUGUUUUAUAAUGACAAGUAUUGCAGAUACAAAGUUGAUGAAGAAUUUCAGAAACUUUGGAGAGGGGUUUCAGUAGAUGGACUUGAUGACAAGAAAAUAGAAGAAUAUUUAGAAAAACAGGGAAUUUCCUCUAUGCAGGAUGUUGGAUUGAAAAAAGCAGCUCAAAUUAAACGCAAGAAAGGCGGCGGAAAAAGAAAAACAUUUAAGAAGCACAAUGAGCAUUUGGAUGGAGUAUUGGAGGAUUAUUCUGAGACAGUCAAAUAAUGGAGAUCUUGAUGGAUAAAAUUUAUCAGGAAAAUAUGCAGCAUAUGUGUCAGUGACUUUUGUGAGCAGAUUAAUUAGAUUCUUUUCCAAACCAUCAAUUUGUUCAAUUGCUCUAGUGUUCCAGUCACCCAAUUUUGUGACAUUUUAAACAUAUUCAGUACUUGUAUUUUAUUUUCUUAACAUGCUUUACGAACAAUGUGCAGUAAAACAUGUACAAAAAAUGGGAUGCUAAGCAUAGGAAAAAUCAUUUUGUUUCAUAUGUAAUUUAUAUCUUUUUGACAUUCAGUGGUAUGAACUUUGUAGUGUCAAAAUUUAACUUUGCUUUAAGCAAUUAUUUGCUAUGUGCAUUUCUGUGUUCAUUGUAAUUCUGUUUCACUGUAUCACAGAUUUAAUUGUCAUUUUUUACAUCUCCUCGAGUUACAAAUUGUCAGGUAAGGUUUUUUUUUUUUACAUGAAAUAAAUGUUUGAAUGCAGAAA
Molecule: messenger RNA, 1359 nt
Organism: Saccostrea echinata
Lineage: Eukaryota; Metazoa; Mollusca; Bivalvia; Ostreida; Ostreidae
Product: transcription initiation factor IIE subunit beta-like
Exons: 2
Coding region: 25-882 (285 amino acids)
Biological process (GO): transcription initiation at RNA polymerase II promoter
Cellular component (GO): transcription factor TFIIE complex
Source: RefSeq, a predicted model, not a curated record